AUGAUGAAUGCUUACUAUAUAUCUCACAAUGCUGUGGACUGUUUGGAAUUUCGAGGCUUUAAUUGGUCUGGAGCUCCAAAAAAGAAAAAGAAAGGAAAGAAAGGAAAGAAAAAGAAAUAG
This is a messenger RNA of Staurois parvus, 120 nucleotides long. NCBI's taxonomy places the organism in Eukaryota, Metazoa, Chordata, Amphibia, Anura, Ranidae. The record is from the annotation of a GenBank genome assembly.